Messenger RNA from Globicephala melas (long-finned pilot whale), 3543 nucleotides. It is a transcript of the gene DUS4L, whose product is annotated as dihydrouridine synthase 4 like. Gene Ontology annotation, biological process: tRNA processing. The record is from RefSeq and is a predicted model, not a curated record. Gene Ontology annotation, molecular function: tRNA dihydrouridine synthase activity; flavin adenine dinucleotide binding. Lineage: Eukaryota; Metazoa; Chordata; Mammalia; Artiodactyla; Delphinidae.
UCUUGGAGAUUCCGAUCUGCUGCAGCUGGUGUGCCGACCCUGGCUGGGAACGGCGCGGGGCCCAGAGUAGGUGGGUGCCGAGGGCCCAGCGCACCAGGGAAGCUGAGGUCGUGGGGCCGGCGCUUUCUCCCGUCUCCCGCUGCAUUCCUGGGGCUGGCGGCGUUCCCUGGGCGGAAGAACAGCAAAUAUGUAUUAAGGGAGGCCUUCUUCGUGCCAUGUACUGGGACUACAAGAAUGAAUUAAGUACCACCUGUUGCACAUGGAUAAAUACCUCUGGAGAGGUAGAAAUUCAGUUACACAAGAUUUGAAACAAAUCUGUAUUCAUGAAGAGUGACUGCAUGCAAACCACAACAUGUCAAGAAAGAAAAAAUGAUCCAAUAGAAAUGCUUCAUUCUGGGCAGCUGGUAAAAGUCUGCGCCCCAAUGGUGCGAUAUUCAAAGAUGAUCUUUUCUAUACCUACAAAAAAUCCUGCUGGAUUUUCCAUAAGAAUUGUAUGAAAAUGCAUAUCAAUUUGGGGAGAACUGAAUUCCCUACUGCGUUGAGUCUCCUCAUGAACACGGUAUGUCUCUCCAUUUAUUUAGAUCUUCUUUGAUUUCUUUCAUCAGUGUCGUAUAGUUUUCAACGUACAUUUUCUGAACAUAUUUUGUAAGGCUUACACUCCAGUUAUUGUACUUUUAAUUUCAGCGUCCAUGUGUUCAUUGCUGGUGUAUAGAAGUAAAAUUGCUUUUUGUGUGGUGACCUUACAUUAUAUGAAUUUGCUAUGUUUACUUAUUGGUUCUAGGACGUCCCUCUUACAAAUUCCUUAGGAUUAUCUAAGUAGACAAUCAUGUCAUCUGCAAAUAGAGAUAGUUUUACUUCCUCCUUUCCAUCAGAUGCCUUUUGUUUCUUUUUCAUGCCUUAUUGCACUGACUAGAAGUUGCAGCACUGUACUGAAUAAGAGUGAUGAGAGCAGACAUCUUUCCCUUGUUCUUGAUCUGGGGGGAAAGUAUUCUUUCACCUAUAAUUGGGUUGGCCAAAAAGUUCAUUUGCGUUUUUCCAUAAGAUCUUACGGAAAAUAUAUAUAAAGAUCCUAAUAUAAUAUUAAGUGUAGAAUUUUUUGUGGAUGUCCUUUAUCAGGUUGAGAAAGUUCCCUCUAUUCCUGUUUUCCUGAGAGGCUUUUUUUUUAAAUCAUGAAUGCUGUUUUGUCCAGUGCUUUUUCUGCAUCAAUUGAUACAAUCAUGUGUUUUUUUUUUUCUUUAGUCUGUUAAUGUGAUGGAUUACAGUGAUUGAUUCUGAAUAUUGAAACUUCUGUUUUAACUAGCUUUUUCUGACACCACCACAGCAGGGGAAGGACGAGAAAGCACCACCUCAUUACUCUCAGGUGGAGGUAGAAGCCUAGGUUUUCCACUUGGUCUCCUUUGACACCCCGGGGGCACGAGGCUCCUCAUUACUGCUGAGCAGGGGUGAGAGUUCCAGCUCCCCAUGCAGGGGGUGGCCUGGUAACUGCUGGGCAAUGAUGAAAGUCCUGGCUCUUCACUAAGCAUUCUCUGACACUACUCCCGGAGAAAGGGAGAAGGGCACCUCACUGCUGCAGGGUUGGUGUGGAAUUCCAGGCUCCCCAGAUGGUCUCCGCUGAUACCCUCCUUGUUACUGGCCAGCAGGGAUUAAAGUCCCAGCUCCCUACCUGGCCUUCUCUAACACCACCGUGGAGGGGUGUUGGAGAACUUUGUGACAGCUUUGGAACGGUACAAGUGUAAGCUCCCCACUCGACUUUCGCUUGUGGAGGUGAGGGCCACAGUUUUUUCGCUGGUGUUGGGCUGGAGUAGAGCCAUUAUUAUUUUAAAGCUUGCUAGGCUGCCCCUUUCUUGGUGCUUUGGCUAGAGAGCAGGCUUUUGCUGGGGCUGUUUUUGUCUGCACCCAUUGCUAUUUCCAGGUUGCCAGCUUCUUCAGCUUCAAAUCUGGGAUAUUUGAGGCAACGAGAAAACCCAGGGAACUCACCAUUGUCGUUCCUUAGGUCCUGCCCGAGGUCACUAGCCUGCCUGCUCUCUUCUCGCCGCCUUUCAGAGUUUCCAUACGUUUGUUUUGUAUAUGAUAUCCAGAGCUCUUAGUUAUACUAAGCAGGAGUGAUAGGGAAGAGUACAUCUACUGCACUUUCCCAUAGGCAGAACUUUUCUCUAAUAAAUAUUAAAUAUUUAAUAAUUAACUAAACUAAACUCUGAUUAUGGUGCUUUCUAAAUGCCUAAUUAAAGUUUUAUAUGCUCUCAGGUUGGCUUUUAGAACACUGGUAAGAAAAUACAGUUGCGAUCUGUGCUAUACGCCAAUGAUAGUUGCUGCUGAUUUUAUCAGAUCUAUAAAAGCCAGAGACAGUGAAUUUACCACAAACCAAGGUGAUUGCCCAUUGAUUGUUCAGUUUGCUGCUAAUGAUGCAAGAAUUUUGUCUGAUGCUGCUCGUAUAGUCUGUCCUUAUGCGAAUGGAAUAGACAUUAACUGUGGUUGUCCUCAGAGGUGGGCAUUGGCAGAAGGUUAUGGAGCUUGCCUAAUAAACAAUCCAGAGCUUGUUCGAGACAUGGUGAAACAAGUAAGAAAUCAAGUGGAAAAUCCCAGAUUUUCAGUAUCUAUUAAAAUAAGGAUCCAUGAUGACCUUACAAGAACUGUAGAUCUUUGUCGAAAGGCUGAAGCGACAGGGGUUUCCUGGAUUACAGUCCAUGGAAGAACUGUUGAAGAAAGGCAUCAGCCAGUUCACUAUGAGGCCAUUAAAAUAAUUAAGGAAAAUAUGUCUAUACCUGUAAUUGCUAAUGGAGACAUCAGAAGCUUAAAAGAAGCAGAAAAUGUGUGGCAUAUUACUGGGACAGAUGGUGUGAUGGUUGCAAGAGGACUCUUAGCCAACCCGGCCAUAUUUGCUGGAUAUGAGGAAACCCCACUGAAAUGCAUCUGGGACUGGGUUGACAUUGCUCUUGAACUUGGAACUCCUUAUAUGUGUUUCCAUCAACAUUUAAUGUACAUGAUGGAAAAGAUAACUUCGAGGCAGGAAAAAAGAAUAUUUAAUGCUUUGUCAAGCACAUCAGCAGUCUUAGAUUACCUUACAGACCAUUAUGGGAUUGACUGGACUCCCUAAAUUAUUUUCUAUCUUCAGUGAAACCACCCAGGGUCACAUCUUGGUUUUCACUUUGAAUCAGUGGCUCUCAAACAUUAGUAUAAAAACAAUGCCCUGACAGAAUUUUUAAAACUCAUUCUUAGACCAUAUCCUCAGAGAUUCUGAUUCAGUAAAUCUCUAGGGUGGACCCAAAAUUUAGUUUUAAAGAAGACCCCAGGUGGUUCAAACAGACAAACAUUGCUCUGAAUCCUAUUAUGGAUUUAAAACUGUAAGAAUUUUUUUCUUAAAGGAAUCAUGUUUUUAACAUUUUUCAAUAAAUAAAACUUUUUAUUUUGAUACUAAAAGUAUGACUCAUGGUAUCUGUAAGUUAACAUUAGGUAUGUUUUAAAUGAAAAUAAGAGAAAAGUGUGAACAAAUUCCAACAUCUGUAUAAAAUGAAAAGGAACAAGAAAUUCUGUAUAGAAUUGCAU